AUGGCAUUGGGAGGAAGUCUCUCACGGGUGAACAGUUACAGCAAGAAGCAGUGCAGAAGCCUUUUCUGGAGAGUAAGAGCAGCAGCGAAGAAGGCCAUCAAGAGCGCUGGUGGUGGUGGAAAAGGUAAACAUCAAUUCAAAUUCCACUAUGAUCCUUCGAGCUAUGCCCUCAACUUUGACGACGGCUGUCAUGAAUCGGGAGAGAAAACAACAACGGUGUUUUACCAGCAGCCAUCCAACUCCAAACUGCAGAGCUCUUGCAAGACUAAUAAUACUACCUGGAUUUAUAUCAUCUGGGUGGAGUCUUAA
This is a messenger RNA of Coffea eugenioides, 309 nucleotides long. RefSeq lists its product as uncharacterized. The transcript has a single exon. Lineage: Eukaryota; Viridiplantae; Streptophyta; Magnoliopsida; Gentianales; Rubiaceae. The record is from RefSeq and is a predicted model, not a curated record. The coding region runs from base 1 to 309 and encodes 102 amino acids.